This is a messenger RNA of Boleophthalmus pectinirostris (great blue-spotted mudskipper), 5865 nucleotides long. Its product is annotated as sarcoplasmic/endoplasmic reticulum calcium ATPase 2-like. The record is from RefSeq and is a predicted model, not a curated record. Gene Ontology annotation, molecular function: P-type calcium transporter activity; ATP binding; ATP hydrolysis activity. Bases 393 to 3518 code for a protein of 1041 amino acids. Gene Ontology annotation, cellular component: membrane. Gene Ontology annotation, biological process: intracellular calcium ion homeostasis; calcium ion transmembrane transport. NCBI's taxonomy places the organism in Eukaryota, Metazoa, Chordata, Actinopteri, Gobiiformes, Gobiidae. The transcript has 20 exons.
AUUCAGAGCAGGGAAGAGGGAGAGCACCGAGCUUUGAUAAGCCACACUGCCAGAGCCGUGUUGAGCCACAGAGAGCAGCUGCGCCACGGUGAGGCAGGCCACGGCACCGGGUGAAUGCGGUCCUACGCUCGGGACUCUGCCGCAGACUCUUCCCCUCCAUUUUUGGACGCAAAAAAGCGGACCAUUAACGCCUUUUUCUCUUUGAAAUCCAGCGGGUGGCAGAGGGACGUAUAUUUGUCUGUAGGUUGUAUUCAUCGAAAGCAGGUUGAGUGAAUGCACAGCCCUCAGUUGGCAAACUCUGAAACCCCAUACAGUAUUGAUUGAUUUAAGACAGCGGAGGUUGUUGGUUUUUGGAUAACGUUGUGUGGGAAGCAGCCGUCUGCCCGUUCGCCAUGGAGAACGCACACACGAAGAGUGUGGAAGAAGUUUACAGUUAUUUCUGCGUCAAUGAAAGCACAGGACUUUCUCUGGAGGAGGUGAAGCGACAAAAGGAGAAAUGGGGCCUGAAUGAAUUACCGGCAGAAGAGGGGAAAUCUUUAUGGGAGCUCGUCCUUGAACAGUUUGAAGACUUGCUUGUACGGAUUCUGCUAUUGGCUGCUUGCAUAUCUUUUGUUUUAGCCUGGUUCGAGGAGGGAGAAGAAACCAUCACAGCAUUUGUGGAGCCUUUUGUAAUUUUACUCAUUCUAAUAGCUAAUGCCAUCGUUGGUGUAUGGCAGGAACGUAAUGCUGAGGAUGCCAUUGAAGCACUAAAGGAAUACGAGCCAGAGAUGGGUAAAGUCUAUCGUCAGGACAGGAAGACAGUGCAGCGAAUCAAAGCCAGAGACAUUGUACCUGGAGACAUCGUGGAGGUGGCUGUUGGGGACAAGGUGCCUGCUGAUAUCCGGAUCUGCUCUAUCAAGUCCACCACUCUGAGGGUCGACCAAUCCAUUUUAACUGGAGAGUCUGUGUCUGUGAUCAAACACACAGAUCCUGUACCUGAUCCUCGGGCCGUCAAUCAGGACAAGAAGAAUAUGCUGUUUUCUGGCACAAACAUCGCUGCUGGCAAAGCCGUGGGCGUCGUCGUGGCUACAGGUGUGAACACUGAGAUCGGGAAGAUUCGUGACGAGAUGGUCGCCACGGAGCAGGACAAAACACCUCUGCAGCAGAAACUGGACGAGUUUGGGCAGCAGCUGUCCAAAGUCAUCUCUGUCAUCUGCAUCGCCGUGUGGAUCAUCAACAUUGGACACUUCAACGACCCUGUGCAUGGGGGGUCCUGGAUCCGGGGGGCGGUAUACUACUUUAAAAUCGCCGUGGCUCUGGCUGUGGCUGCUAUCCCGGAGGGGCUGCCCGCUGUCAUCACCACCUGCCUGGCUCUGGGGACACGCCGUAUGGCAAAGAAAAAUGCCAUCGUCAGAAGCUUGCCCUCCGUGGAGACCCUUGGCUGUACCUCUGUCAUCUGUUCUGACAAGACGGGGACACUGACCACCAACCAGAUGUCCGUGUGCAGAAUGUUCAUCCUGAACAAAGCUGAAGGGGACAGCUGCUCCCUGAGUGAGUUCACAGUCACAGGGUCGACCUACGCUCCAGAGGGAGAAGUUUAUCAAGAUGGUAAACAAGUAAAAUCCUCCCAGUUUGAUGGUCUGGUUGAGUUGGCGACAAUCUGUGCUCUCUGCAACGACUCAUCUUUGGAUUUCAAUGAGGUGAAAGGAGUGUAUGAGAAGGUUGGCGAAGCCACAGAGACGGCCCUGACUUGUCUGGUGGAGAAAAUGAACGUGUUUGACACUGAAGUGCACAGCCUGUCCAAGAUUGACCGCGCCAACGCCUGCAACUCUGUCAUCAAGCAGCUAAUGAAGAAGGAGUUCACACUGGAGUUUUCUCGAGACCGAAAGUCCAUGUCAGUGUACUGCACCCCCAACAAGUCCCGCUCGUCUGUGGGCAAGAUGUUUGUCAAGGGGGCCCCAGAGGGAGUGAUAGACAGGUGCACCCACGUCAGAGUGGGCAACAACAAAGUUCCUCUGACCAAAGGCAUCAAAGAGAAGAUCCUGUCUGUGAUCCGUGAGUAUGGAACAGGCCGAGACACACUGCGCUGCCUUGCCCUGGCCACAAGAGACACUCCCCCAAAGAUGGACGACAUGAUUCUAGCUGAUACUGCCAAGUUCUCAGACUACGAGUCCGACCUGACGUUUGUGGGCUGCGUGGGGAUGUUGGACCCUCCCCGACAGGAGGUGGCGGCCUCUAUCACACUGUGUCGCCAGGCCGGCAUCCGAGUCAUCAUGAUCACCGGGGACAACAAGGGCACAGCAGUGGCCAUCUGCCGCAGGAUCGGUAUCCUGACAGAGGAGGAUGAUGUGGAGAAAAUGGCCUUCACCGGGCGAGAGUUUGAUGAGCUUUCUCCAACCGCUCAGAGGGAGGCUGUGACCCGCGCCCGCUGCUUCGCCCGAGUCGAGCCCUCACACAAGUCUAAGAUUGUGGAGUAUCUGCAGGGCUUUGAUGAGAUCACAGCCAUGACAGGAGAUGGUGUGAAUGACGCUCCAGCCCUGAAGAAGGCAGAGAUCGGUAUCGCCAUGGGCUCUGGGACGGCUGUGGCCAAAUCUGCCUCUGAGAUGGUUCUCGCUGACGACAACUUCUCCUCCAUUGUGGCCGCAGUCGAAGAGGGAAGAGCCAUUUACAACAACAUGAAGCAGUUCAUCAGAUACCUCAUCUCCUCCAAUGUGGGGGAGGUCGUCUGUAUCUUCCUGACGGCAGCACUUGGUUUCCCGGAGGCCCUGAUCCCAGUCCAGUUAUUAUGGGUCAAUCUGGUCACAGACGGACUUCCUGCCACAGCUUUGGGCUUUAACCCCCCAGACCUUGACAUCAUGGAGAAGCCCCCACGAAACGCCAAGGAGCCUCUCAUCUCUGGCUGGCUCUUCUUCAGAUACCUUGCCAUAGGAGGUUAUGUGGGAGCUGCCACAGUGGGAGCUGCUGCAUGGUGGUUCAUUCUUUCAGACGACGGACCUCAAGUUACUCUGUACCAACUGAGCCACUUCCUGCAGUGUGACCCUGACAGUCCAGAGUUCGAGGGUUUGGACUGUCACGUGUUUGAGUCUCCGUAUCCCAUGACGAUGGCUCUGUCUGUGCUGGUCACUAUUGAGAUGUGCAACGCCCUCAACAGUCUGUCAGAGAACCAAUCCCUGCUGCGGAUGCCUCCCUGGGAGAACAUCUGGUUGCUGGGAGCCAUCUGUCUCUCCAUGUCUCUGCACUUCCUCAUCCUCUACGUUGAGCCUCUGCCGGUCAUUUUUCAGAUCACUCCUCUGGACUCGACCCAGUGGCUGAUGGUGCUAAAGAUCUCCAUGCCUGUGAUCCUGCUGGACGAGCUGCUCAAGUUCAUGGCCCGAAACUACCUGGAGCUGGGUAAACACCUGGAGAGAGUGCCCCCUAAAGGCUGCUCUUUGUCCCACUGCACCAACGGCAUCUCUUGGCCCUUUGUGGCUCUUUCGCUGCCCCUGGUGCUUUGGGUCUACCUCCCUGAAAACACUAACCUAGCCUCCCUCUGGCGUUGAAGUCUUCACCUCCCCCUCCCACCAUGAGCACCGUGUGGAGUGGACAUUAACACAAACAACUAACUUUAAUCAUGGGGAAGUGCACAUUUGGCUUUGUAAAGUUUAGGACCAUUACAGUACAUGUUGAGAUAGGGUAAGGGACAAAGACUGAUUUUACAUGAUUUUAUUUACAUUUCUCUAUACUCCUGUUUUGAGCAGAUAGACUAUAACAAUCCACUAAUUUAUCUAAUUUAUAAUGAUAAUUUGGCUUUGUAAGACAUCAGUCUAUUUGAAUUUGAAUGUGCGUGGAAAGGGACUGAAGAAAAAUGGUAGGAUGUCCCUAUGUUUUUAUUUGUUUCUUUUUGGUCCUAUUUAAGCAGAUAGACGUAACCACAGAUAGAUAUAAGAGAUGUACAGAGAAUUUACAAAGCUAUUUUAUAAUGAUGAAUAUUUUGUAAUUUUGGGGGCGGGGCAUGGGGACGAGAAUGUAGUGCGUUUUGGAGAGAUGUAUUUCAGGGGAGCAUAGAUUUCAAGUGACUGGUCUGUUUUUAAAGUCAGUUUCAAAGUCAAAAAAUUUCCAUCACAAAUUGUUAUUUAAAAAAGGUAUUUUAAAAUUCUCAUUGCAGACUUUACAAAGUAAUAUCAAAUUUGGAUAGGUAACCAAAUUUGAGGCUAAAAAUAUCUGAGUAGAAAAACAUUUGUUUGGAUUUAGGCCUACCAUUUAAAGUUAAAAAUAAUAAUAAUAAUUUAACAUACAAAUUUGAUGUAGAUCCAUUUUAUAUAUCUUAUGUUAUAUGUAACACAAGUGAAGAGAAAAUGCAGAAAAGCAACAAAAUAAAUGUGAUCACUAAAUAGAGAUGGCCAUUAUAAGAUUUGGCUAUAAUAUUGUGGUUGUCAAUCAUUCUCUAUUCUAGUCCUAUAUUUAGUUUUAACCUGUGGUGGGUGAAGUACUCAAUUUUGAUACUUAAGUAAAAGUACAGAUACAGGGCAAAAAGAUUAAUCAAGUAAAAGUAAAAGUAUCACAUGAAAAAAAUCUACUGUUUAAAAAUGUACUUAGAGAGUAAAAAGUAAAAGAGAUUUUUAGAACAAUUAAAGAAUGAAAUGUAAUGAUUUAGAAAAAGAAUUUGGCCGAUUUUAAGUGAUUCAAUUGUUUUGUUAUUUUUUUCUAGCUGUUUUUGAGUAUUUGUUUAUUUGGUUUGCUCACAGCUGGGACAUUAACUCAAAUGAAAUGUGCUAAAAAUCUCAGCCCUUUCAGCAGGUCAGACAGUACAGACACCUGCUCUCAAAUGUAGUGAAGUAAAAGUAAAAGGUAUUCACUGUAAAAUAUACUGAUGGUUGCCUGUUUGUUUCUAUGGAUAUGUCAAUGCUCUGCCUGGAAUGGUCCACAAUAACGGCUCUACCUGACAUUUAUUAAAUUACAGGUGGAUUUAUAGCUCAGAAAUACAGGCAUUUUAACUGUGAGUGGGGUCGCCUCUCUACAGAUCUGACCUGUAACUUGGUCUGGUUUGGUCUCCAAGAAGAUGGAAAGGUUAAAUGCCAUACUGUGAAACAUUCUAGACAAAGCAAUAACAUCUCCAUGGAGAAAAGCAUCUGACGGACCCUCCACCACAAAAGUUACUCAAUGUACCUUUAAGUAAAGUACAGAUACCUAAAAUUCCACCACUGGUUUUAACAGCAGACGACACAGACCAGUGACUUGAAGUGUAUUUGGCUGUACAUUCUCCAUGCAUCUGUCUUCUUUUCUGCUUUAGGCAGAGCACAGCUACCUCAGCGCUGUUACCACCAUCACCAUCGUCUUAAUAGUACAAUUUCAUAUCUUUAGGGACAUACCAACCAGAAAUCAAUCGUAUAUUUAAUUCCUCAUGAUAUUUUAAAAGACAUUUUAACCCGAUAAUUGCGUUAAGUUAUUUACAACAGUAAUGAAAUAACAAUUAAGUGUGAUUUAUACUGAGCUAAUUUCAUUUUGUACUUGAAGGGGCAGUGCAUUAUUUUGUAAAAAGGAGUCAAAGCAUCUUGGUUUGGAGCAAUAACACAUAUAUUUAUUAUAUUUAUGCUCUGAACAAACUUAACUGUGAAAUAUCUUUAUAAUAAAGUAGACGUCAAAGUGAUAGAUGUUGAGUGAAAGUGUUUUUAUAUUCGUUUUACAUAAUAUAGUUUAAUAUGUGUGUUAUUGCACCAUGUAUGUACUUCCUCAAAAUAAGAAAUUGUGACUAUGAUAGAGUUGUACGAUUAUUAAAAAGGCCCCUUCUAAACACUGUACUGCCCCUUUAAGAUUCAUAUUGUUAUUUAUUUCGACUGUGUCUUGUGGUUGGUUCGGGCAAAAGGACCCAUGUGUUACCAUUUUAAGUAAACAUAUUUUUUCAAUACA